Molecule: messenger RNA, 600 nt
Organism: Drosophila sulfurigaster albostrigata
Lineage: Eukaryota; Metazoa; Arthropoda; Insecta; Diptera; Drosophilidae
Gene: Acp53C14c
Exons: 2
Coding region: 111-530 (139 amino acids)
Source: RefSeq, a predicted model, not a curated record
AGUCAUGUUCAUAGUUUAAGAAAAGCAUCGCAGUCUCCCAUAUAAAAAGAAGGAAAUCCGAAACUCGUUCUUCACUUUUCCUAGUGAUUCUAAAUCGCAAUAAUCUCAAGAUGAAGUCUACACAAUAUACAUUUAUAUUUUUUGCUUUCGCUCUUUUGCUGUGCGCUCCCUAUAAACCCGUUGAGGCUCUCAUAGAUCUUGAAGACACCCCACCAUGCGUACAAGUUGUGUUAGAUGCCGUGGGUCAGACAUUGUCCUACUUUGCCAUACCUACCGUAAAAGAAUUGGCUACAUGUAUGAACUUCGUUCCUAGGAAGACUGAAAACUUGGACGCUGUGGAUUUAGUUUUACUAGCAUAUGAAUUCGUUAUUCGGGCUAGUGGCGACUUUAGGUGUUUAUCCAAAUCACUUCAUUCGCUGACCAAAUCGUUGAAGCCAUAUGCCAGGAAGUGGAAUAAGUUGGGUUGCAACCGGAUCUUUCUCAAUGUUGGUCCCUUGAGCACUAAUGACGACGUGAAUGCUAAAGAAUAAAAAAUAAAAAUUGCAAUGCUGCUACUCUAACAUCUCAAACAUUUUGUCCUUAAGGGUACUAGUAAAUUUA